Molecule: messenger RNA, 3116 nt
Organism: Argentina anserina (silverweed cinquefoil)
Lineage: Eukaryota; Viridiplantae; Streptophyta; Magnoliopsida; Rosales; Rosaceae
Product: auxin response factor 18-like
Exons: 4
Coding region: 651-2765 (704 amino acids)
Biological process (GO): response to hormone; regulation of DNA-templated transcription
Cellular component (GO): nucleus
Molecular function (GO): DNA binding; protein binding
Source: RefSeq, a predicted model, not a curated record
UCCUCUCUUCUCUUCUCUUUUUUUUUUCUCUCUCUGCGUGUCUUCUAUGGCUUUUUAUCUUCUUCUGUUCUGCCUCUGAUUGCUUUUGCUUGAUUCUUCCAAACCAAACCAAACCCAACACUACACGACGAACCAAGAUUCUCUCAUCCUCCGAGUUCCCGGAGAAGAGAAUACCCUUCUAUUUGCUUCGGAGAAUUUUCGCCGGAGGCUUCGGACGACGGAUUCAGGGUGCUCAAACUGCUCAUCAGUCUUCCUCUCGGCCGUAGAUCUUGAUUCUCUCUGAAACUUGGUGCGGAGAGAUUGACAAGAGUCGGUGGACUGUGGGAUUCUUUCAGUUUUUGUUUUUCACAACAGAGCAGAGUGGUUUUCGGAGCGCUUUUUUUAGCUUGGAAGAAAAGUUUGGUGGCCUUUGGACUGGUUCAGUCUCAGGAAACUAUGAAGGGUUUUUGAUACUCUGUAUUUGUUUGCCGGUUAAGGAAAAUGGAUUUGAAGUCCAAGAGUCCAACAAGUCUCGAGAUUUUGGAGUGAAAACAUUAACUCAUGUAUGCUGUCACGUAUGCUGUUUAAGCAUAUCUACUGAGAGCAGGGGGGGUUUCAAAGUUCGAUUCUUUUCGUUUUUUCUUUUUUUUUUCUUUUAGAGAUUUGGGGAGAUGAUUACGUUUAUGGAUUCGAAGGAGAAAUUGCAGGAGGGAGAGAAGUGCUUGGAUCCUCAGCUAUGGCAUGCCUGUGCUGGAGGGAUGGUUCAAAUGCCAUUGGUGAAUGCCAAGGUGUUCUACUUCCCUCAGGGCCACGCCGAGCACGCUUGCGGUCCUGUCGAUUUCAGGAACUGCCCGAGAGUUCCGCCUUACAUACUCUGCAGGGUGUCGGCUAUCAAGUUCAUGGCUGAUCCUGAAACUGAUGAGGUUUAUGCCAAGAUUAGACUGGUUCCUUUGAGCUCCAGUGAAGCUGGUUAUGAGGACAAUGGAAUUGGGGGGAUUAAUGGGGCUGACUCGCAGGAUAAGCCGGCCUCAUUUGCUAAGACUCUGACGCAGUCGGAUGCUAACAAUGGUGGAGGCUUUUCUGUGCCGAGGUAUUGUGCAGAAACCAUCUUUCCUAGAUUGGACUACUCUGCUGAUCCUCCUGUGCAGACAAUUCUGGCUAAGGAUGUUCAUGGAGAGACUUGGAAGUUUAGGCACAUAUAUAGGGGGACGCCGAGGCGGCAUCUAUUGACAACAGGGUGGAGUACUUUUGUGAACCAUAAGAAGCUUGUUGCUGGGGACUCGAUUGUGUUUUUGAGGGCGGAGAACGGUGAUCUUUGUGUUGGAAUUAGGCGAGCCAAGAGGGGAAUUGGGGGUGGACCGGAGACAUCUUCUGGGUGGAAUCCAGCAGGUGGGAACUGCGCCAUGCCAUAUGGAGGAUUCUCUUCCUAUUUGAGGGAGGAUGAAGGGAAGCUGAUGAGAAAUGGCAAUGGUAAUGGCUCGAAUUCGAAUGGAAGUCUAAUUGGGAAGGGGAAAGUUGGUCCUGAAUCAGUUUUGGAAGCUGCAACACUUGCUUCAAAUGGACAGUCCUUCGAGGUUGUUUACUACCCUCGAGCAAGUACUCCCGAGUUUUGUGUUAAAGCCUCGUUGGUGAAGGCAGCAUUGCAGAUCCGUUGGUGCCCCGGAAUGAGAUUCAAGAUGGCCUUUGAAACAGAAGAUUCCUCCAGGAUAAGUUGGUUCAUGGGAACCAUAUCCUCUGUUCAAGUAUCUGAGCCUAUGCGUUGGCCUGAGUCUCCUUGGCGGCUUCUCCAGGUUAGCUGGGAUGAACCUGAUUUACUUCAGAAUGUUAAACGAGUUAGCCCUUGGUUGGUAGAAUUGGUGUCAAACAUGCCUGCCAUCCAUCUGACACCAUUCUCACCACCAAGGAAGAAGAUGAGACUGCCACAACACCCCGAUUUCCCUUUCGAGGGACAACUUCCAAUGCCGACAUUUUCCGGCAAUCAUCACCUCCUUGGAACCAGCAGCCCCUUCGGUUGUCUGCCCGACAAAACUCCUGCUGGCAUGCAGGGAGCCAGGCAUGCUCAUUACGGUCUAUCAUUAUCAGAUAUCCACCUCAACAAAUUGCAAUCAAGUCUAUUUCCGGCUGGUUUCCCGCCACUUGAUCAUGUUGCUACGCCCACCAAAUUCUCCAAUAACACAAUGAUUCAAAGGCCUACUGUGAGCGAGAAUGUAUCUUGCUUAUUAACUAUGGCACAGUCUCCACAGUCUUCAAAGAAACCUGAUGAUGUAAAGCCACCGCAGCUCAUGCUAUUUGGUAAACCAAUACUUACUGAGCAGCAGAUCUCUUUGAGCUCCUCUGGCGAUACAGUCUCACCAGUACUUACUGGAAAUAGUUCGUCAGAUGGAAGUGGAGAUAAAAUGGCAAACCAUUCUGAUAAUUCUGUAUCUGCACUUCACCAACGAAGUGUACAAGAGCAAUCACCUGGUGAAGGUUUGCAUUGGUCUAAGGACACUCGGCAUGAAGCUGAACCGUUGGAAACUGGUCACUGCAAAGUCUUUAUGGAAUCUGAAGAUGUAGGCCGCACUCUUGACUUUUCACAGUUCAAGUCUUAUGAUGAAUUAUACACAAAACUAGCAGACAUGUUCGGCAUAGAAAAUUCCGAGACACUGAACCAUGUGCUCUAUCGAGAUACUACUGGUGCAGUCAAACACAUUGGAGAUGAACCAUUCAGUUGCAGUGUCUUUGUGAAAACGGCAAGGAGAUUGACAAUUCUAAUGGAUUCAGGCAGCAACAAUGUAGGAAUGUAAAGAAAGAAUAAAACCCUCUUCAUUCAAAUUGUACAGCCGGUUGGUAAAUCCUUGGUUUCCAUGUUGACAUUUUUACUCUCCCUGACGCUGCGGGAGAAGCCGCGCGCAUACACUGAUCUGAUUUUUGAGCUUUCCUUAGAUUGGAUUUCCGGUUUCUUGGUCCAUCUUCCUUUCUCGAAGAAGGAACAUUUAGCUUUCAAGAAUGAACUCUUUAACCACAGUAUCAUCUUUUCCUCAGCAGUUAUGUUGGCCUUGUUUUCUUUUCGAUGUUUCUAUUUUGGCUUUCCGUUUCAACAAUGUUUUUGUCUUCUAAGAAGGCAGUUUAAGUUGAGUGAAGAUUUACAUUAGACA